This is a messenger RNA of Alternaria ethzedia, 522 nucleotides long. RefSeq lists its product as uncharacterized. The record is from RefSeq and is a predicted model, not a curated record. Gene Ontology annotation, molecular function: structural constituent of cell wall. NCBI's taxonomy places the organism in Eukaryota, Fungi, Ascomycota, Dothideomycetes, Pleosporales, Pleosporaceae. The transcript has 2 exons. The coding region runs from base 1 to 522 and encodes 173 amino acids. Gene Ontology annotation, cellular component: cell wall.
AUGCGUUUCUCCAUCGCCUCCGUUGCCAUCAUGGCUGGUGCCGUCGCCGCUGUUCCUCAGUACGAGGUCCAGCCCAUCUCCCAGAUCUCCGACGGUCAGAUCCAGGCUCCUCCUGCCACCAGCAUGAUCCCCGCCGUCCCCAUGCCCUCCGGCUCCAUGGUCUCUGAGAUCCCCGCUGUCCCCAUGCCCUCCGGCUCCAUGGUCCCCUCUGGCGACAUGACCUCCACUGUCGCCGUCACUGAGACCGCUUCCGUCACCUCGGUCGUCGUUGUCCCCACCGCCACUCCCGUCGUCCCUGGUGGCUCCAUGUCCGUCCCCAUGGGCUCCAACACCACCAUGGUCACCGGUACCGGCUCCAUGUCCGCCACUGCCUCCACCCCCGCCUCUGAGGAGACCUCUUCCGGCGUCGCUGGCAGCGCUACCGAGAGCGGUGGCAUCCCCGAGUCCACUGGUGCCGCCGCCGGCAACAUGGUCUCCUUCGGUGGCCUUGUCCUCGCCAUCGGUGCCGCCAUCGUCGCAUAA